GGUGAAAACAGUUUUCUCGAUGAUCUACUUGUCCUGUAUUCAACUGGUGGCUGGAUACGGCCGUAGAUAUGGAAGAUGAUGUUGAUGAUCAAGAAAAUGGAUCCGCAUAGACCGUCAGUCAACGGUCGGAGUCGUACAUCGCCAAGGACGCGCAAUGUAGAACGAAUCGAUCGACGCAGCUUCGGAGGUUACAGUCAGCUUGGAUUCGCUUGCCGUUCGUGCCAUCUAAGUGCCCGGGAACCUUCCUUGCUCGCUUGUGCCGCUUUUCCAUCUGUGUUCGUCGCUGUUUCCCUGCUUCUCCUCACUUCUCGACUUCAUCUCGUUAGCUCGAAGCAGCCUCGCCGCAUGGCUUUGCUCCCCGCCCCCGCCGCUUUCCACGUCCUUGCUGUCCUCGCCGUCGCCUACGCCGACCGCGGCGGAGCUCCAGAUGAAGAUAUCGAGGCGGUGAUCACCAGAGCCGACAAUAAAGCUGCCGACUCCGGCGAGAGUGAGCUGCAGGUAGGCGGCGGCCAUGGCCAAGAGAGCGGGGUGGACACUCGUGUCAAUACUUUGCCGGACAAGAUCGUGGUAGCCGGCAACCCCGAGGGCCGGGAGGUGCACCUUCUACUGCCGGGCGCAGGGGCGGCUCUCGUCGCCCAAAGGCAGGCGCAACGGAGGGGUAGGAACGGCUCUCGCGGCAGUGGAGACUUGGAGAAAUUUCAGAUCACUUCUGCUGAAUCUGAUGAAGCGAGAUUGGGGAAAGGAGCAGAUUGUGAAGCAAGGCAGCCCAUAUAUGCACAUGCUAAACCAGCUUGUGGGAGAGAUGAUGAGAGCCCCAGAAGUCCUCUGCAACAAAAAGUCCAUGGGGAACCGAGUCAGAAGCAUGAUCAAGUGAACAGUGUGUCAUUGGAUCGAAUGCCUGAGCAUCUCCACACAACUUUGGGAGCUUCAGGUGUGAUCCAACCAUCUAAUGGCGAGACGGCUAUCCAAGUGCAAACACUGUUGAAUCAACCGAUGGAUGAAAGAGUAGUGCUGCACAGUAGCAGAGAAGUGGUGAUAAAAAGUGCCAUGAAGUUUUCAUACAUGUCAAUCGGCAUUUCUGGUGGUGCAUUGGUAACUAUCUUCUUUGGAUACUACGUAACCCAAUCGGGAGACAGCCACAAUUUUCACCUCAAGAUCUGCACCUUGAUCAUGCUCGCAUCCUUUGUUUCUGGAGUCAGCAUUCCGCUGCUUAAUUUUCUCCAACACCACAUCAGGGUCUCUCUACAAGUCUUCAGAAGCCUCAAGUGCACAACCUUUGCACUACUUGUCCUGGCACUGCUCGAUGUGUCCAUUCUUUUUAUGAAGAUACUUGCACUGUUUGCGUUCGUCCCAACAAUUGCCGUGGUUGUGAUUGCCUGUGUGAUUGCAUUCAAUGAGGCACCAUCGACAAGUGAUGACCAUCAUCAGCAAUAGCCUCUCUUGUAAUAUGCUGAUGCUGAAUAAUAUAUGAUAGCAUGCACAACUUGAGUAUAGAUAUAUAUAUGAUAGCCAAGAACCCCUGAAACCAUACAUCUUUUUUGUACUCUAAUUUUAGUAAGAUGACCUGAUUCAGUUGGAUUAAAUCAGUUAGACAUCUGCGGGAUGCGACACAUUCACUUUGUAUGUAUAAAUUGUAAUGCUGAUGUUGUUAACACAUGUUUAGAUGGAUUUGGUUA
Musa acuminata AAA Group (dessert banana) is the source of this 1676-nucleotide messenger RNA. RefSeq lists its product as uncharacterized. Lineage: Eukaryota; Viridiplantae; Streptophyta; Magnoliopsida; Zingiberales; Musaceae. The record is from RefSeq and is a predicted model, not a curated record. The transcript is spliced from 6 exons. Bases 76 to 1434 code for a protein of 452 amino acids.